This is a messenger RNA of Talaromyces rugulosus, 1548 nucleotides long. RefSeq lists its product as uncharacterized. The transcript has 3 exons. Gene Ontology annotation, molecular function: oxidoreductase activity, acting on paired donors, with incorporation or reduction of molecular oxygen; iron ion binding; monooxygenase activity. Bases 1 to 1548 code for a protein of 515 amino acids. The record is from RefSeq and is a predicted model, not a curated record. Lineage: Eukaryota; Fungi; Ascomycota; Eurotiomycetes; Eurotiales; Trichocomaceae.
AUGUAUCUACCCAAGUUACUCAUACUCCUAGUCGUUGGGGUGAUUGUGUACAAAACAAUCAGAUCCAAGAUUAGAAAGCGCCAGAUUCGACAGAAAGAGGCUGAAUUAGGAUGUCUUCCUCCACCAGUCUUUCAAUUGACCAACGGGCUAGGUCUCCCGGUCAAGAAGGAAUCACUCCAAGCGACAAACGAAGACCGCAAUCCUCAAUAUAUUAUGGACACGAUGAAUAGCAUUUCACCAGACUGCCACACCGUCCGCGUCCCGAUCUUCGACUAUGAGAUUUUCGUCACUCGGGAUCCCGAAAAUAUGCGUGCUAUCUUUUCGACACAGAGCAAUGACUUUGAUAUUUCGGUCUUUCGGCAAAUGAGCUGGAUGCCGAUGAUCGGAAGAGGAAUCUUUACUACUCGUGGCUGGGAUUGGAAACACUCUCGCUCGCUCCUUCGACCGCAAUUCGCACGGGAUAUCGUAUCUGACGUUGAGCGAGAGGAAAGGCACGUACAAGCGCUGAUGAAACGAUUACUUGUUGAACCAAAAUCGAAGUGGACCGAAAAGGUGGACCUGCAGCCAAUGUUUUUCAACUUCACACUCGAUACGGCAUCUGAAUUCCUCUACGGCAAAUCUGUUAAUUCCCAGGAAGGCACAAAACAUGGCAUUGAGAUGGCGACUCACUUUCACAAUGCCAAGAUGGCAGUCCACAGACGUAUCGAGGUCGACAAAUUCUACUGGCUAGUAAACAGCAGGAAGUUUCGCAGAUCGUGCAACAGCCUCCACCAGUGGGUUGACGAGAUCGUCGCCUCGAGGCUGUCGCAGCUCAAGGUCGAGAAAAGUAUGAACGACGAGCCAAAACAGCGAAAAUUUGUCCUACUUGAUGAACUAGCAAAGGAAACACAGAAUAUUAGCGAGCUCCGUGGUGAGACAUUGAAUGUACUCGUUGCUGGGCGUGAUACCACAGGGUCUCUUCUCGGUUGGAUCUUUUAUUUCCUUGUUCGCCAUCCAGAAGUGUAUGCAAAACUGCGCGAAACGGUCAUAAACACCUUUGGUGCCCAUCCGACGCGAACAAAAAUUGAUUUCCACGUUCUUCGCAACUGCACGUAUUUGCAGAAUGUGAUGAAAGAAGCUUUACGCAUUGCUACAGUCAUUCCUAUGAAUGAACGAGUGGCACUUCGCGACACGACCUUGCCUGUUGGAGGCGGCGAGGAUGGAAAAGGCAAAGUGUUCAUCCCAGGCGGAACACAGAUUCUGAUCCCGACCUAUGCGAUGCAACAUCGUAAGGAUCUCUGGGGACCAGAUGUUGAGGAAUUCAAGCCAGAGAGGUUUGAGAAGAAACAGCCUGGAUGGGAGUUUAUCCCCUUUGGAGCGGGAGACAGGAAAUGUUUGGGACAGCAAUUCGCUUUCACUGAAGCUGGGCACGUUGUGGUUAGAUUCCUUCAGCGCUUCGACAAGAUGGAGAAUCUGGAAGAAGGUGAUGGUCGUAUCCGACUCCAUCACGCCAUUGAGAAUAGAAGCGGAACAGGAGUCCAGGUGAGACUUCACGAGGCCGAGUUUUAG